Molecule: messenger RNA, 1641 nt
Organism: Aethalodelphis obliquidens (Pacific white-sided dolphin)
Lineage: Eukaryota; Metazoa; Chordata; Mammalia; Artiodactyla; Delphinidae
Gene: CMTM6
Product: CKLF like MARVEL transmembrane domain containing 6
Exons: 4
Coding region: 71-616 (181 amino acids)
Cellular component (GO): membrane
Source: RefSeq, a predicted model, not a curated record
AAGGUCCUGGUAGCGGAGUCGGUGAAGUCUGCGACGCCAGUUGCGGCCUUGCGUUCCCGGACCGUGGGCGAUGGAGAACGGAGCGGUCUACAGAUCCACGACCGAGGCGCACCCGGGGCCCACCAGAGGCGCCCGGAGCGGCCUUGUCGCUUACUUCAACCUGCGCCGGCUCAAGGGGACCCGGCUAAUCAUCAAACUCCUUCAGCUGGUGCUGUCUCUGUUGGCCUUUAUCUGUGAGGAAGUUGUGUCACAAUGUACUUUGUGUGGAGGCCUUUACUUUUUCGAAUUUGUAAGCUGUAGUGCCUUUCUGCUGAGUCUCCUUAUGCUGAUUGUGUACUGCACUCCAGUUUAUGACAAAGUUGAUCCCGCAAAAGUCAAGUCAUCGGAUUUUUAUAUUACUGUGGGAACAGGAUUGGUGUUUUUGGUGGCAUCCAUCUUAUUCGCUUUGACACAUGACAGUACCCCGGCUGAACUUGCUGCAAUUGUGUUUGGAUUUCUAGCAAGUUUUGUGUUCCUGUCUGACUUUUUCCUUAUGGUCUAUGAAAAACGUAAGGAGCCCCAGCCAAGAAAACCUGAGGCUACUGUUAAUGAACCACUUAAUGCUCAGGGACUCUAGGGAACAGGUGUUACGUUGCUACUGCGUGGUGCCUGAGCCCUGGCAGAAGCUCUUGUAGAGUCUGUCAUUAUUAAACCACUUCUUUUGGAGCGCAAGGCAGAAAGGCAGUUUGAUCAGUAUUGAUUGGACUGUGUGUCAGUCACCACAAAUUGGGCCAGAGGGCUUUUUGUUUUAAAAAAUAUAUGUAUAUUUUUUGGUAACAGUUGAAACUUCUGUCAGAUGAAGUUUUGUUUUGUUUGGAGGUGAGGGCAAUUGUUUGUUUAAAUCACAUAGCUCAACUGAUGAUAAAUUAUUCUGUCAUUGUUACUAGGCUUAGCUUUCAAAUUAUGCUUUAUAGCUGUAUAAACAGCAUGAUUAAGUUUAUCCAUUUAGAAAUGGUUUCAUUUUUAAAUUAACUUGCUUAACUAUAACUUUGCUUUUUGAUGACUUGAUAAAAUUUAAUGUAUAUUUAAGAGAUCAAUAUUUUAAAUGUUGGUCUAGGUUUUUUUCCUUAAAAUGUAAAACCCAGUCUUUACUGUAUCUCACUCAGACUUAAAAUUAUACUGUAACAUUUUAGGAUAAUAAUAAUUGACUCUUUCUGAGACCUUUUAUAGCUUAAUAGAAAAUGUAUGGGAGAUGUUGAUAUUUUACAUGUUACAAAAGCAAUAGCAUCAGUAACCCCAUGUUCAUACUGUACUUUGCUUGUCAAUAUCUUGUAAAAAAAAAGAUCUUUAUAUAGAAAGAUAGAAAAAUGGAAGAAACUGCUAUCAUGACUAAGGACCAAAGAAAGAUAAGAUACACUUUUGCACAAUGCAGUGAAAGUAGUUAUAAAAGUAGGCCUCAACCACUUCCAGAUGCCUGAAGAGAUGAGUUCAUACUAGAAGACAGAAAAUGGUUUGCUCCCUUUUGCCAUAUGAUUAUUUCUACUGAAGUUAAUACAGCUCUGCAGGUUCUGUUCAGUGUUUUCUUUGGAGCCAAUCUUCUUUUAAAACCCCAAUCUUUGAUUUUUGAUUUGAGAGCCUCCCUCUUCUGUCUCCUUAUAAGAA